GCAAUGGAUCUGAACUUCUUCUACAGCGAGAACAUCAGUAUUAACCACAGCACGCUCUUCAACGACAGCAGAAACCUCACGCUCUUACCGUUCUACCAGCAUUCCCUCGCCGUGGCCUCCGUCAUUAUGUUUAUAGCAUUUUAUGUCAGGAUCUGCUCUACUGUUAUAAAGAUCUCAUUGAUUUACAUCACAAGCAAGUUUAAAGGUUAAAGAGUUGUCAAAUAAUGCAAAAAAACCAACAUCUUCAUACUCAACCUGGCCAUCAGCGACCUGCUGGUGGGCAUCUUAUGCCUUCCCAUCACGCUGGUGGACAAUCUGAUCACAGGCUGGCCGUUUGAUGUGGUGACCUGUAAAAUGAGUGGACUCGUGCAGGGAGCUUCAGUCUCGGCGUCGGUCUUCACGCUGGUGGCCAUCGCGGUGGAAAGAUUUCGUUGCAUCGUCUAUCCGUUCCAGCGGAAGCUGACGCAGCGGCAGGCCAUCAUCACCAUCACCUUCAUCUGGGCGCUGGCUGUGGGCAUCAUGUGUCCGUCCGCCGUCACGCUGACCGUCUCGCAGGACCUCCUGCACUUCAUGGUGGACCGGGACAACGUCACGUACCCGCUGUACACCUGCUGGGAGGCCUGGCCCGACCAGAGCAUGAGGAAGAUCUACACCACCGUCCUCUUCUCGCACAUCUACCUGGCUCCGGUCACGCUCAUCGUCAUCAUGUACACGCGCAUCGCCGUCAAGCUGGUCAAAUCGCCCGCGUCUAUCCGGGACGCGCACGCGGAGGACGAGAGCCGCCGGGUUUUCCGCAGGAAGCUGCGCGUGGUGAACAUGCUGCUGAUCGUGGCGCUGCUCUUCACCGUCUCCUGGCUGCCGCUCUGGAUCCUCAUGAUGCUGACGGACUACGGCAAUCUGUCGGCCACUCAGCUGGAUCUGGUGGCCGUCUACGUCUUCCCGUUCGCUCACUGGCUGGCCUUCUUCAACAGCAGCGUCAACCCCAUCGUGUACGGCUACUUCAACGAGAACUUCCGCCGUGGCUUUCAGGCGGCGUUUAAGAUGGGCCUGUGUCUGGUGGACGAGCCGCCGCAGCCCAGACGCAAUGACACGUGGAAACACAACCGUGUGUUUGCGGACAGAGACAGGCCGGACGCUCAGAACAACGGCAGGAGAGAGUUCUGCAGCGGAGAGCAGAGAGACGAGCUGGUGCUGGAGGAUCUGGACUGAGACG
Messenger RNA from Sinocyclocheilus rhinocerous, 1213 nucleotides. RefSeq names its product neuropeptide FF receptor 1-like. The transcript is spliced from 4 exons. The record is from RefSeq and is a predicted model, not a curated record. Lineage: Eukaryota; Metazoa; Chordata; Actinopteri; Cypriniformes; Cyprinidae. Gene Ontology annotation, molecular function: peptide binding; neuropeptide receptor activity. Gene Ontology annotation, cellular component: plasma membrane. Gene Ontology annotation, biological process: cellular response to hormone stimulus; G protein-coupled receptor signaling pathway.